GUGGAGAUGAGGGGCCAGCUGAGGGCCUUGCAGUGGCUCACCUUGCAGGGCGCCGCCGGAACCCGUGACGCCCUGCACCUCGCGGGAGAUAUUGGGUUGACGCCGCUAGAGCCCGACUGGGCGCAGGCGCCAGUGGCGAGAGGCAAAGAAUAUGCACGGAAAGUGAAAGAGCUGGGCAGGGUACACGGUCUCGGGACCCCGCGCGGCCAAGUGGCGGCAUCGCUCGUGGAGGAGAUCGCGCAGAUACUCGACACUAAGAGCGACCUCGACGCGCCGAUGCAGUUUGUCAAGCAUGCACUGAAAGAGUUCAUGGCGCAGCUCGACCAGCCGUGGGGGCCCAUGGUCAUCGCGGAGGUCUUCCUGCAGUGCAGAAUCCAGGAGGCGCGCAACAAGAACAGCGACGAGGAUGUGGAGUUGGACACCAAGCAGCGCAAGGCGAAGCUCACCAGAGCGAUCAACUCGCCGCCGAGCUUCCGCGCAGCGUUGCACGACCAGACGCUAGAAAAGACGCAGUACGGCACGCUCCUGGACUUCAAGGGGCAUGUUCAAGCAGGCCCGGGGACGGGCCUGGAGAGGGCGAGGGCGGUGGAGGCGCAGCUCAACAG
Messenger RNA from Prorocentrum cordatum, 605 nucleotides. The record is from the annotation of a GenBank genome assembly. NCBI's taxonomy places the organism in Eukaryota, Dinophyceae, Prorocentrales, Prorocentraceae.